AUGGAGAAUCAACGAGAAGGCAGCUCAAUAGUAUCAGACCAGGUAAAAGUUAACGGAAACCUAACUCCGUUGACUCUAACAAUAGAAGGAAAGCUUUGGUGGAUGACAGAGAAAGGUCAAAGGAGUUUGACCGUGGAAAAAGAGGUGCUUGGAUUCAUAAUUCAAGGAUCCAAAUUAAUAAUCAAAGCAGUUACGGAAAAACGAGACGGAAUCUGCUGUCUCGCGUCUGCAGGAGGAGCUCUGGCGAGGAAGAAUUUUGUUUUUGAACUGUUGAGUAAUGAAUCACUGCGUCUUUGGUGUCAGCAUCUUCGUGAUUACAUUAAUUCUUUAGGGAGGCCGAAGAGGUUGUUCAUAUUUGUUAAUCCAUUUGGAGGGAAGAAAUCGGCUUUGAAGGUUUUUUUUGAUGUUGUUAAACCUUUGCUUGAAGAUGCUGAUUUCCAUGCUAAGGAGGUUGUUAGCACCAUGGACCUCACGAAAUAUGAUGGUAUUGUUUGUGUCAGUGGAGAUGGUAUCCUUGUCGAGGUGGUAAAUGGACUUUUAGAAAGGGAGGAUUGGAAAGCUGCAAUAAAGAUGCCUCUUGGAAUGGUUCCUGCUGAUGUAUCUGAUGCAGGUACAGGAAAUGGCAUGGUAAAAUCCACUCUGGACUCUGUUGGUGAACCCUGUACAGCAUCUAAUGCUGUGGUUGCUAUUAUACGAGGCCAUAAGUGCUCACUGGAUGUGGCUACUAUCUUGCAAGGAGAGACCAAAUUCUUUAGUGUUUUGAUGUUUGCAUGGGGUUUGGUGGCAGAUAUUGACAUUGAAUCUGAAAAGUAUCGGUGGAUGGGGAGUGCUCGUCUUGAUUUCUACGCCCUUCAACGAAUGUUACAUCUGAGACUAUACAGUGGACGCAUUUCUUUUGUGCCUGCACCUGGCUUUGAAGCUUAUGGGGAGCCAACCAGUUACAAUGGCAACAAUGGUGAAUUUACCAGCACACAGAAUAUUGUCAAUCCCAGCCAAGCGCAGCCUGAUAAGGUUCAACAAUAUGGUUACCAGGGACCUGAUGUUGACUUAAGGAAUCUGGAGUGGAGGACUAUUGAUGGACCGUUUAUUUCAGUCUGGCUUCAUAAUGUCCCCUGGGGUGCUGAAGAUACAAUGGCAGCACCUGAUGCCAAGCUUUCUCUUCUGUUUGGGCCAGACACAACUGACAGUCUCAUGUGCCUGGUUGAUGUGCAGUUCUCAGAUGGUAAUUUGGACUUGAUCCUCAUGAAGGAUUGCCCAAAGUCAGGCUUGCUAUCGUUGAUGACCAGUUUGAGCAAUGGAGGCCAUGUCAAAUCACCACAUGUUAUUUAUCUGAAGGUGAAAGCAUUCAUUUUAGAGCCUGGUCAACAUACAAAGGACCCAACCAAGGGAGGGAUCAUAGAUGUAGAUGGUGAGGUCCUAGCCAGAGGAAAUGGAACAUACAAGCAUGAUCAAAAGACUCUAAUGAAGUACGAUAAGCUUCAAAUAACAAACAAAGAUCCUACUUGGAAGGUUUACUUGAGCUUUAAGCCCUUCUCAAGCUUAGUUAGUCAUAAGUGGCUCGCAGCAAGCAUGCUUGAUCUUGUUUACUUGGACAUUGGAAACUUUGCCUUUACACUCGGGACUGUCUAUCGGCAUAUAGGAAGGGGUACAAUUGGAACCCUAAACGAUCAUACGAAAGAACAAAAACACUCUCUCCCGAAGUUGAACUACGCUUCAGAUGCAUGGACGCUCGAUAAACCUGGAAGUCAGCUGGAAAAUGAGCAUGUUUGGACCACAAAGGCAAUUGAGGAUGAGGAAUAUCAACUUGUAAGUGACUCCGAUGGUACCUGCACUGGCAUGGUUGCUGGUAAGGUGUGGGGUCUUGAGAUUCUUGGGUUUUUACAUGUUUGUGAAGAGAGAAGGUAA
This is a messenger RNA of Dovyalis caffra, 1905 nucleotides long. The record is from the annotation of a GenBank genome assembly. Lineage: Eukaryota; Viridiplantae; Streptophyta; Magnoliopsida; Malpighiales; Salicaceae.